Colletotrichum costaricense is the source of this 1242-nucleotide messenger RNA. RefSeq lists its product as uncharacterized. The record is from RefSeq and is a predicted model, not a curated record. Lineage: Eukaryota; Fungi; Ascomycota; Sordariomycetes; Glomerellales; Glomerellaceae. Bases 1 to 1242 code for a protein of 413 amino acids. The transcript is spliced from 6 exons.
AUGAUGAGACUUCCGAGCAUCGCAGGUGCAGUACUUCUACUCCUACUGAGGGCGGUUCCAAUCGUGUACGCGCAGUCAGCAUCGUCUUGUACCGCAGUUCCUGCCGUUGCCUCAUGCGUAUCCUCAAUCACAUCACUCGUCAGCCGCACAGCAUCCGUGUCAAAAUUUUGUUCUUCGGUCUUGGAAUGCCCUCUGCCGACAACCACGACUUUGGUCGGCACCGUCUCAACGACGACAACCAAAACACGGACGUCUACGUACACUCUUGAAGAAAUAGGCACUGAAACAACUACGACAUCCACGUUCUCCUACACAGAGUCAACCUAUAGUUACAUAGCAACUGAGACCGUGAGGCCAACAUGGACAGUCGAGCGAUUCGAAGUCACAACGGCAAAGCCGAAGCAACGGCGAGAGGCCAUGAAUCACCUUGAAGUCAGAGCAGUCACUUCGGUGUGCUCGUUAGCAGUUCAGAAGAGCGCAUGCUCGUGUCUGUACACAUGUCCAGGGCCAGUCAUCAAGGAUAGUCGCAAAACCAUCAAGAGUAUUGAGACUGAGAUCUCAUGGGUCGUAACAACUUCGUUCAUUACGUACACCAAUAUCGAAUACUAUCCGAUCAUUACAGCCGAAGUCUCACUUCCGACUAGCACUGUCACGCAAGCGGAAAUUGCGACCCAUACGCGAAAUAUCAAAUGCACCCCUUCGGCCAGCGACCCGUCUUUCUACCUCCUAGCAACCGUUGCGCCGGUCCCAACACCGGUCCCAGUGUACAACGACAAAUACGUGCUCGCGAACCCGCAGUUCGAAUUGUUCACAGAGAAUGGCGUCUUGUUCGAGCCGCAGUAUACCCCGGACAAGGGCACCGCCAGCGUCUUCAUCCUCGAUAGCAAAGGCCGCAUCGUCACGCAAACAUCCUACGGCGAUCACUUCUUCGCCAGCGAUGACUAUAAUGACUUCGAGCUGAUGCACAUCCUGCCCCGUGGAUGGAUCCAGGCGCGCAGAGGUCACAAUGGCGAGGAUGCCGGAUUCGACUAUGUCUAUUGCACGAUGCAGCCUCCGUCGGGGCGAUAUGUUGGUGGAUUCAAGGAGUUGGCAUGCACGCAGGGGUACUUCAAUGCGACGGUCUUGCAGUAUUGUCCGUUAUAUGACGAGUAUUUCCACACAGGAACGGUGCUUGGGGCGGAGUACAGUGCUACAACUCCUGAUUGCCUGCUGGUGACAUACUUGGUGGUUCCCGUCUGCUGA